This is a messenger RNA of Striga hermonthica, 474 nucleotides long. NCBI's taxonomy places the organism in Eukaryota, Viridiplantae, Streptophyta, Magnoliopsida, Lamiales, Orobanchaceae. The record is from the annotation of a GenBank genome assembly.
AUGAAAUUUCCUCUUAGCGACGACAGAGCUCAACCGUCUCUCCUUAAAUCACUUUACUCCGAACUCGAUUCAUAUUAUGGUCAGGAAGAUUCUAUCGUCUUCUGUCUGAUUGAGAGGUCAAAAUACCCCAUCAAUUCAGGGCUUUACGAUGAUAAGUAUUCAGACAGAUUUUCGUCUUCUCUGUUAGAAUUCUUUAUUAAGGAAUCCGAAGCUCUUCAGGCAAAGGCUGGCCGUUAUACUUCCGAGGAAGAGAAUGCGUUUUUCCCCGACAAUUUACCAUCUCCAAUACUUCCAUCACAUGAUCAUACACCGGUUCUGCAUCCUCAAGGAGCUUCCAUUAACAUAAAUGAUAAGAUACUGAACGAACUGUACCUCAAGAAUUUACUUCCUCUAAUUGCCGGCGAGGAUGACUUUCUGGAAAGCAACCGUGCUUUCUUCACAGAACAAGGCCAGACAACAACUUUGGACUGUUGA